This is a messenger RNA of Cylas formicarius (sweet potato weevil), 537 nucleotides long. Its product is annotated as zinc finger protein 736-like. The record is from RefSeq and is a predicted model, not a curated record. Lineage: Eukaryota; Metazoa; Arthropoda; Insecta; Coleoptera; Brentidae. Gene Ontology annotation, biological process: regulation of gene expression. The transcript is spliced from 4 exons. Gene Ontology annotation, cellular component: nucleus. The coding region runs from base 1 to 537 and encodes 178 amino acids.
AUGGUCGAACCGUUGUUUUGUUUUACUUGCCAGCACUGCGGGAAAACCUACAGGCACGACACAUCCUUGUACAGGCACAAGAGGUUCGAGUGCGAAUCGUUCGCCAGGCCGUUCACUUGCGGGGUAUGUCGCAAGACGUUCAAGAGAAAAGACCACCUGUUCAGACACAGUGUCUACAUCCACGCCGAUCUGUACCGUUGCGAGGCGUGCGGUAAGGUCUACAAGCUGAAGAACUCCCUGCGGAACCACAAGAGGUACGAGUGCGGCCGGUCGCCGCGUUUCCGAUGCGACCUCUGCCACUUCAAAACCAAGCUGAAAGGCAACCUCAAAAAGCACGUGGUCAAAGUGCACAACCGGCACUUCUGCACUACCUGCGGCAAAUCGUACAGCCUGCUGAAGAACCUGAAGCGUCACGUCGCCGUCGAGUGCCAAAAGGAGAAGACGUUCGUUUGCCAGUUUUGCGAGAAAUCUUAUUAUUAUCGGGCCGACCUCAAGAACCACCUGCAUCGGGUGCACAGAAUCCGUUUCGCCUCUUAG